AUGCUAAAACAUGCAGAAGCUAUGAGCCACACAAGCUCAAGAGAUAGCAGAAGAAAGCUCCAAGAAGACUACAACCGAGUCGCAGGAGCCUAUAAAUCUGCCGCUGUUGCCGACAAGGACGACUGGAAAAAGUCCGUGAAUUCACUUGAUUACGAAGAAAUCGAGCCUCGCUCCUAUGAGCGGAUCAAGGGCUCCUCGCUCAAAGUGAAGUCGAUGGAGAAUAAUUUACAGAAAGUGGGAGUUCCGAAGGCUGUGUGGGAGCAACCGGGGCGAAAAUCGAUGAAUGUGUACAACGCGCACACGGCCUCCGAAAUGGGCUAUCCUCAUUCUAGCGAGCCGCAGAAGUCAACCGGCGCAGAGCCACUUCCUAAAUACUACUUGACAAGGGACAAGGUCGGAAUGCGCAAACCUGCGGGAUUUUUAUAG
Molecule: messenger RNA, 426 nt
Organism: Oikopleura dioica
Lineage: Eukaryota; Metazoa; Chordata; Appendicularia; Copelata; Oikopleuridae
Source: the annotation of a GenBank genome assembly